AUGACGGACGCAUUAAAAGAGAUCGGAAUCCAGGAUGUUGCCGUGAGUGAGGCAGAGGCGGGAGUGUCAUCGAGUAAAGAGAUGGCAUUCGUGGCGUUGGGGGAGGGGGGUAUGGAGUCGGAUGAUUAUAUGAGAUAUAAGAAGUUGGAGAAGACGAUGGAGCAUUUGGAG
Anisakis simplex (herring worm) is the source of this 171-nucleotide messenger RNA. NCBI's taxonomy places the organism in Eukaryota, Metazoa, Nematoda, Chromadorea, Rhabditida, Anisakidae. The record is from the annotation of a GenBank genome assembly.